AUGGAGCUGCCCAAUGGGACCAUGGGACCGGAAUUCAUCCUGCUAGGCUUCAGAGUUGGACAAGAGGGUUGCUUGCUCCUUCUCCUUUUCUUCACAGCUGUCUACACCAUUACUCAGGCUGAGAACAUCUCCAUCAUCCUGCUAAUAGUUCAAGAUGCCCAUCUGGCCCACCAUCCUAUGUACAUCCUACUGGGUAACUUUUCCUGGCUGGAGAUAUGUUAUGUGAGUGCCACUGUGCCACGGAUGCUCUUUGACUUGUCCUUCCCUGGUGGAGUCAUCUCCUUCCAUGCUUGCUUCCUUCAGUUUUAUGUCUUCUUCUCCCUUGGCAUUACUGAAUGCUUCUUUCUCUCUGCCAUGGCUUUGGAUCGAUACUUGGCCAUCUGCCAUCCUCUGCGCUACCCACAAAUCAUGUCCCAAGAUGCUUGCUAUACACUAGUGGCUGCUUGCUGGAUCAUUGGCUUUGUAUGGUAUGCUGGACCAGUGCUUUUGAUCUCCAGGUUGUCCUUCUGUGGCUCCAGAGUCAUUGAUCACUUUGUGUGUGAUCCUGGCCCCAUUCUAGCCCUUGCUUGCCCCCCACUUGGGUAUAUACCACACUUCUGCCAGAUCUCCAUAGCUUCUGUGGUUUUGGCCACCUUCCUCUUCAUUCUGGUCUCCUAUGCAUGCGUGUGUUUUACUCUUGUGAAAACCUCUAGGAACUGCAUCAAGGGGUUCUCCACAGUUACUUCUCACUUAACUGUGGUGAUGCUUUUCUAUGGUUCUGUUGUGGCUAUGUAUGUAGGACCCAGUGGGGGAAACCAUGCUGAGAUCACAAAGGUGGUGACUCUUUUCUAUUCUGCCAUUACCCCACUGCUUAACCCCCUGAUCUACUGCUUCAGGAACAAUCAAGUGAAAGAAGCAUUUGCCAGGUUCUUGAGAAGAAAGAGGGUGAUGUAG
Molecule: messenger RNA, 933 nt
Organism: Varanus komodoensis (Komodo dragon)
Lineage: Eukaryota; Metazoa; Chordata; Lepidosauria; Squamata; Varanidae
Product: olfactory receptor 11G2-like
Exons: 1
Coding region: 1-933 (310 amino acids)
Biological process (GO): G protein-coupled receptor signaling pathway
Cellular component (GO): membrane
Molecular function (GO): olfactory receptor activity; G protein-coupled receptor activity
Source: RefSeq, a predicted model, not a curated record